Molecule: messenger RNA, 738 nt
Organism: Naegleria gruberi
Lineage: Eukaryota; Heterolobosea; Eutetramitea; Acrasida; Naegleriidae
Exons: 1
Coding region: 1-738 (245 amino acids)
Biological process (GO): small GTPase-mediated signal transduction
Molecular function (GO): GTPase activity; GTP binding
Source: RefSeq, a predicted model, not a curated record
AUGAAAUUUUCAUCGAAUUUAUCAUGUUUUAGAUCGGAGGAGUUUAUUAGAAAGAAUGUUUCGGAUCAGGAUGUGUUGAAUAUGAAGAAAAUUAGAAGAAAAUUGCCAAUUUUUAAAGUGACGUUUAUUGGAUCAAAAUCUUGUGGGAAAUCAAGUAUAAUUCAAAAGAAUUUGUUGACUAUUCCAUUAAUUCAUAACACGUGGGAUUCCAAUUCUGAAUAUCAAUUUCAAUACUCAUCAAAAUUGAAUAAUCUUAAAAUUGCAACUGUUAAAUUAUGUGAAUAUAGCAGAUUUCCCGGUGAAGAUAACAAUUCAGAAGUAGAUAAUGCAUUAUUGGAUGUGGAUCUGUAUUGUUUGUGUUUUAGCACAUUUCAUAAUUUUGAUGAUCAACAACAAAUCAAUAUUCCAACCAUUGAUCAGUGUCCUGAUUUUAUUACAAUUGAAAAGGAGAUUUUACCUUUAAUUUCUCACUUCUCUCCUCAAACUCCAUAUGUAGUAAUGGGAUGUAUGACUGAUUUGAGGAAUUAUAGAAAUAGAAAUACACUAACUGUCUCGCCAAAGGACGGCAUUGAUUUUGCAAAGAAAAUUGGAGCAAUUUCUUAUAUGGAAUCAUCAACAGUGAGAGGAUAUGAUUUUGAUAAAAUUUUAGAACUACUUAUCAAAUCAAUAGCAUUUAGAAAUCCAGAUUCAGAUAUUGAUUUGGAAUCAUCAUCCAUUGGAAAAUGUUUCAUUCAAUGA